Molecule: messenger RNA, 5668 nt
Organism: Suncus etruscus (white-toothed pygmy shrew)
Lineage: Eukaryota; Metazoa; Chordata; Mammalia; Eulipotyphla; Soricidae
Gene: POLR1A
Product: RNA polymerase I subunit A
Exons: 34
Coding region: 103-5247 (1714 amino acids)
Biological process (GO): DNA-templated transcription
Cellular component (GO): RNA polymerase I complex
Molecular function (GO): DNA-directed RNA polymerase activity; DNA binding
Source: RefSeq, a predicted model, not a curated record
GCAAUGGAAAUCACAUGGUGCCGCUGUAUCUCUUGGCUGCGCUCCUGAUGCACGCGUGCUGAUUUGAAUUUGUAGUGUCAGGACUCAAAGUUAGCCUAGAAGAUGUUGGGCACCAAGAACGUGCCCUGGCGGCGCCUGCAGGGCAUUUCCUUUGGGAUGUAUUCGCCCGAAGAGCUCAAGAAACUCAGUGUCAAGUCAAUCACGAACCCUCGGUACCUGGACAGCUUGGGGAAUCCGGCACUGAAUGGCCUCUACGAUCUGGCCUUGGGUCCUGCCGACUCCAAGGAAGUGUGUGCCACCUGUGUGCAGGACUUUAGCAGCUGCUCCGGGCACUUGGGCCACAUAGAACUCCCACUCACUGUCUACAACCCUCUCCUCUUCGAUAAACUGUACCUGCUGCUCCGGGGAGCUUGUUUAAACUGUCACAUGCUGACUUGCCCCCGUGCUGUGAUUCAUCUCUUAGUCUGUCAGCUGAAAGUUCUGGAAGUGGGAGCCCUGCAUGCCGUCUAUGAGCUGGAGAGAAUCCUCAACAGGUUUCUGGAAGAAAAUCCUGACCCCACUGGCUGUGAAAUUCAGGAUGAGCUGGAACAGCACACUGCAUCAGUCAUACAGAACAACCUCCUGGGGCCUCAUGGUGCACAUGUGAAAAAUGUCUGUGAAAGCAGGAGCAAACUCAUCUCCCACUUCUGGAAGACGCACAUGUUUGCCAAACGGUGCCCACAUUGCAAGACUGGGCGGUCAGUUGUCCGAAAGGAGCACAAUAGCAAACUGACAAUCACUUACCCCGCUGUUGUUCACAAGAAAGCUGGCCAGGACACGGAGCCUUUAGUUCCCGGACCUGAGGAAGCACAGAUGGGAAAGAGAGGGUACCUGACCCCCAGCAUCGCCCGGGAGCAUCUUUCUGCCAUUUGGAAGAAUGAAGGAUUCUUUCUGAACUACCUUUUCUCGGGACUGGCAGACGUUGGCAUGGAGCCCGGAUUUAAUCCCAGUAUGUUCUUUCUGGAUUUCUUGGUGGUGCCACCCUCAAGAUAUCGCCCUGUUAAUCGCUUGGGGGACCAGAUGUUCACCAAUGGCCAGACAGUGAACUUGCAGGCAGUCAUGAAGGACAUUGUGCUCAUCCGGAAGCUGCUGGCUGUGAUGGCCCAGGAACACGAGCUGCCCCAAGAGGUCGCCGAGCAUGCCCCAGUUGAGGAGAAAGAUUCUUCCGUUGUCAUGGACCGGUCCUUUCUGAGUUUGCUACCUGGUCAAUCCCUACCAGAUAAACUUUACAACAUUUGGAUUCGCCUUCAGAGCCAUGUCAAUAUUGUGUUUGAUAGUGAGAUGGACAAAUUAAUGAUGGAAAAAUUUCCUGGUAUCAGACAGAUCCUGGAGAAGAAGGAUGGUUUAUUCAGAAAGCACAUGAUGGGGAAGCGUGUGGACUAUGCAGCCCGCUCCGUCAUCUGUCCAGACAUGUACAUCAACACGAAUGAGAUCGGAAUUCCCAUGGUGUUUGCCACCAAACUGACCUACCCACAGCCUGUUACCCCCUGGAACGUUCAGGAGCUGAGGCAGGCGGUCAUCAAUGGCCCUAACGUACAUCCUGGGGCCUCCAUGGUCAUCAAUGAAGAUGGCAGCCGCACAGCCCUGAGUGCCAUCGAUCUGACCCAGAGGGAAGCCGUGGCCAAACAGCUCCUGACACCAGCCACAGGGCCUCUGAAGCCCCAGGGGACAAAGAUUGUGUGCCGGCAUGUCAAGAACGGGGACAUUCUCCUGCUGAACCGGCAGCCCACCCUGCACAGACCCUCUAUCCAGGCUCACCAUGCCCGCAUUCUACCCGAAGAGAAAGUCUUGCGGCUCCACUACGCCAACUGCAAGGCCUACAACGCAGACUUUGACGGUGAUGAGAUGAAUGCUCACUUCCCCCAGAGUGAACUGGGCCGAGCUGAAGCCUACAUCCUGGCCUGCACAGACCAGCAGUACCUUGUUCCUAAGGAUGGCCAACCAUUGGCAGGGUUGAUCCAAGAUCACAUGGUUUCUGGUGCAAACAUGACUAUCCGAGGAUGCUUUUUCUCCCGGGAGCAAUAUAUGGAGCUGGUGUACCGAGGACUCACAGACAAAGUGGGACGUGUGAAACUCUUCCCGCCUGCCAUCUUGAAGCCAUGUCCAUUGUGGACAGGAAAGCAGAUCGUGUCCACGCUGCUCAUCAACAUUAUCCCAGAGGACCACCUCCCACUCAACCUGUCGGGGAAGGCGAAGAUUAGUGGGAAGGCCUGGGUCAAGGAGACCCCUCGGCCCAUCCCUGGCUUUAAUCCAGACUCCAUGUGCGAGUCCCAGGUGAUCAUCAGGUUUGGGGAGCUGCUCUGCGGGGUGCUGGACAAGGCGCACUAUGGCAGCUCUGCCUAUGGCCUGGUGCACUGCUGCUACGAGGUCUAUGGGGGAGAGACCAGCGGCCGGGUCCUCACCUGCCUGGCCCGACUCUUCACUGCCUACCUGCAACUCUACAGAGGCUUCACUUUAGGUGUGGAAGACAUCUUGGUGAAGCCAAGGGCAGAUAUGAAGAGGCACAGGAUUGUUGAAGAGUCUGCCCAUUGCGGGUCCCGGGCUGUCAGGGCAGCGUUAAACCUGCCAGAGGCUGCAUCAUGUGAUGAGGUUCGAGGAAAAUGGCAGGAUGCCCACCUGGGCAAAGACCAGAGGGAUUUUAACAUGAUUGAUCUGAAGUUCAAGGAGGAAGUGAACCAUUACAGCAACGAGAUUAACAAGGUGUGCAUGCCCUUUGGCCUGCACCGACAGUUCCCAGACAACAACCUGCAGAUGAUGGUGCAGUCCGGAGCCAAGGGGUCCACCGUGAACACCAUGCAGAUCUCAUGCCUGCUGGGCCAGAUUGAACUGGAAGGUCGGAGACCCCCACUGAUGGCAUCUGGCAAGUCGCUACCCUGUUUUGAGCCCUACGAGUUCACUCCCAGAGCUGGUGGCUUUGUCACAGGCAGGUUCCUUACUGGCAUCCGGCCUCCGGAAUUCUUCUUCCACUGCAUGGCAGGACGAGAGGGUCUGGUCGACACAGCCGUGAAAACCAGCCGCUCUGGCUACCUUCAGAGGUGCAUCAUCAAGCACCUGGAGGGCCUGGUGGUCCAAUAUGACCUGUCAGUACGGGACAGCGACGGCAGCGUGGUCCAGUUCCUGUAUGGGGAGGAUGGCCUGGACAUCCCCCGGACUCAGUUCCUGCAGCCCCGGCAGUUCCCUUUUCUUGCCAGCAACUAUGAGGUGAUAAUGAAAUCGAAGCGUCUUGAUGAAGUUUUGUCCAAGGCGGACCCCCAGAAGGCCCUUCGUCAUUUCAGAGCUAUCAAGAAGUGGCAGAGCAAGCACAGUGGCGCCCUGCCGAGGAGAGGCGCCUUCCUGAAAUUCUCUCAGGAAAUUCAGGCCGAAGUGAAAGCCGCCAACCUCGAGGGUGCCAACCAGAAUGGCCGCAGCCCUGACACUCAGCAGAUGCUGAGUAUGUGGUACGAGUUAGAUGAGCGUAGCCGGAGGAAAUACCAGAAGCGGGCAGCCCCGUGCCCUGACCCCAGUCUGGCUGUCUGGCGCCCGGACAUCUACUUUGCAUCUGUGUCAGAAACGUUUGAGAAGAAGAUGGAUGACUACAGCUGCGAGUGGGCAGCCGAGGUCACACAGAGUCACGAGAAGUCAAUGCUUUCUCUCGAAAGUCUCAGGACCCUGCUGCAGUUGAAGUGGCAGCGUGCCCUCUGCGACCCAGGCGAAGCUGUGGGGCUGCUGGCAGCCCAGAGCAUCGGGGAGCCCUCCACACAGAUGACGCUCAACACCUUCCACUUUGCAGGCAGAGGAGAGAUGAAUGUCACCCUGGGCAUUCCAAGGCUGCGGGAGAUUCUCAUGGUGGCCAGCGCAAACAUCAAGACCCCCAUGAUGAGUGUGCCAGUGUUCAACACCAAGAAGGCACUGAGGAGAGUAAAGAGCCUGAAGAAGCAGCUCACCAGGGUGUGCUUGGGAGAGGUGUUGCAGAAGAUUGAUGUCCAGGAGUCCUUCUCUGUCGGGGAGAGGCAGAGCAAGUUGCGAGUGUACCAGCUGCGGUUUGAAUUCCUGCCUCACGCGUAUUACCACCAGGAGAAGUGCCUGAGACCUGAGGACAUCUUGCACUUCAUGGAAACCAGAUUCUUUAAAAUUUUGAUGGAAUCCAUCCGAAAGAAGAAUAACAAAGCCUCGGCUUUCAGGAACGUCAACACACGGAGAGCCACCCAGAGGGACCUAGACGGUGAUGGGGACGGGGAACGGAAUGGGGCACAACAGGAAGAAGGGGAGGAGGAGGAGGGGCAUGUUGUGAAUGCUGAAGCCGAAGAGGGCGACGCUGAUGCCUCAGAUGCCAAACGCAAGGAAAAGCAAGAGGAGGAGGUGGAUUACGAGAGUGAAGAGGAGGAAGAGAAAGGGGAGGAGGAGGAGGAGGCACCGGAGGACGGGCCCAUGCACACAGACAGCACUCACAGAACCCCCGAGCAAGAGAAUGACACAGGCUUAGGCGCCGAGGAGGAUGCGCUGCUGCAGGCUCCCCCUACUCGGCCUCGGAAAACUGCCUACCAUGAAGCCCCAGCUGUGGAGAGCCGGGUUCAGGCUGUGCUCGAGUGUCACCCCUUCAUCCAGGGCUACCAGUUCGACACGGAGCAGAACCUGUGGUGUGAGGUGACAUUAAAGCUCCCUCUGAUGAAGAUUAACUUUGAUAUGAGCUCCCUGGUCAUGACUGUGGCCCAGAGCGCUGUUGUCUACGCAACUAAGGGCAUCACGAGAUGUCUCCUGAAUGAGACGACCAAUAGCAAGAAUGAGAAGGAGCUUGUCUUAAACACGGAAGGGAUCAACCUCCCAGAGCUGUUCAAGUAUGCUGAGGUGUUGGAUCUGCGCCGCCUCUACUCCAAUGAUAUCCAUGCCAUGGCCAACACCUACGGCAUUGAGGCUGCGCUGCGGGUGAUUGAGAAGGAGAUCCGAGACGUGUUCGCUGUGUAUGGCAUUGCGGUGGAUCCCCGCCAUCUGUCCCUGGUCGCUGACUACAUGUGCUUCGAGGGUGUUUACAAGCCACUGAAUCGCUUUGGGAUCCAGUCCAACUCUUCCCCGCUGCAGCAGAUGACGUUUGAAACCAGCUUUCAGUUUCUGAAGCAGGCCACCAUGAUGGGAGCCCACGAUGAGCUGCGGUCCCCCUCAGCCUGCCUCGUGGUUGGAAAAGUCGUCAAGGGAGGAACAGGCCUGUUUGAACUCAAGCAACCACUGAGGUAGCCAGAAGGGUACUGGGGAGCACCCUCAGGACAGCCCGGAGGCUAGAGCCAGAGCUUGGCAAGCUCCUCCCCAGGGCUGGCAACAGGACUGUGCCUCCUCCCACUCGGGCCGAAAAGCAGCCACCACCCAGUCUCUAGGAGCUAGCUGCCUUGGCCAGGCCUCCACCGUAAAGGCCUAGCAAGCCCCAGCUCUUCUAUAGACAGACAAGGGCGAUGACAUGACAGGACCCCAGCACUGCUCUUCACAGCCCCUGUGGACAGACUGCCCCAUGGUGUCCACCUGCACAGCCUUCUCACGCAGCCUCCGUUUCCUGCUGACCUGUGCUGCUUCUUGAGACAAGAUCAAUCCUGUGGCCAGGCUGCUGGCUACCCACCAACCCCAGCCAGAAACUUGAACAAGGUGCCCAGGUGUCUUCUGUCUU